Messenger RNA from Pogona vitticeps (central bearded dragon), 2252 nucleotides. RefSeq names its product homeobox A7 (gene HOXA7). Gene Ontology annotation, molecular function: DNA-binding transcription factor activity, RNA polymerase II-specific; RNA polymerase II cis-regulatory region sequence-specific DNA binding. The record is from RefSeq and is a predicted model, not a curated record. Gene Ontology annotation, biological process: anterior/posterior pattern specification; regulation of transcription by RNA polymerase II. Gene Ontology annotation, cellular component: nucleus. Lineage: Eukaryota; Metazoa; Chordata; Lepidosauria; Squamata; Agamidae.
CACGUGGUGGAGGCAGCAGAGUCCAAAAGAAAAUGGGGUUUGGUGUAAAUCUGGGGGUGUAAUGUUAUCAUAUAUCACGCUACCUCGUAAAACCGACACGGAAGCCUACCGGACAACAAAUCACCUCAAAAUUAUGAGUUCUUCGUAUUAUGUGAACGCUCUUUUUAGCAAAUAUACGGCGGGGGCUGCUUCUCUGUUCCAAAAUGCGGAGCCUACGUCUUGCUCCUUCGCCACCAACUCCCCGAGAAGCGGCUACGGACCCGGGGCGGGCGCCUUCACCUCCUCCGUGCCUGCCUUGUACAACGUGAACAGUACCAUAUAUCAAAACCCGUUCUCAUCCGGAUACAGCCUGGGCUCCGACGCGUACAACCUGCACUGCUCCUCUUUCGAUCAGAACAUUCCCGUCCUCUGCCAUGACUUAACCAAAUCCAGCUGUGAGAAAGCGGAGGAGAGCAACCUGCACAGCCAGGCUGAGGGCAAUUUCCGGAUAUACCCCUGGAUGAGGUCUUCAGGUCCGGAUAGGAAGAGGGGGCGUCAGACCUACACCCGUUACCAGACCCUCGAGUUGGAAAAAGAGUUCCACUUCAACCGCUAUCUGACCCGCCGGCGGAGGAUAGAGAUUGCCCACGCGCUCUGCUUGACGGAGCGGCAGAUCAAAAUCUGGUUUCAGAAUCGGCGCAUGAAAUGGAAGAAGGAGCAUAAAGAAGACGCCGCCGCCGCCGCCGCCACCACCACCGAUGCCGAUGGCGCCGCCGCGGCCAAAGACAGCACAUCCGCCGCAGCCUCUGUGGAGAAAGUAGAGGAAGAGGAAGAAGAGGAGGAGGAGGAGGAGGAAGCAGAGUGAACCCGCCGGCUUCCCACUCUGCCGGGCUCUUCUGUUCUGUAUGCACGUGACAGUUGCAAACGCUACCUUGAAAUCAACGUGAAAAUAAAUAAAAUAAAAUAAGAGAGAGCCUUGUAAUGGCCAUUCCCGAUUACAAGGAGGGGGUGGGGGAAGAGAGCUUCUUGCCUUGCUUUCCUGCCCCCCCCCCCCGCAAGAGCAUCCUCCGUUACGCUCUGUGUAAACUGAGAACAAUUUCUAGCCCAGUAAGUUGACUUCAGCCCUCCAAACCUGUUGUAACGUUUGUAUUAUUGCUAGAUGGAUAUAGAUUGAUUUUUACUGGUAUACGUGACAGGAAAAAAAAAUCCUUACUUGCACAAGAAAGGGGCAAAAAAUAAAAAUGUAAUAAAAAUGUCCCACAUUAAUUAUCUUCCAAAUAAACUACCUGACUGUAUUGGUCCGAAUCAAGUCCUAAGGGAUAGGUUCACACACAGACUACCUAAUUUAUGCUUAAGAUCUAUGUACUUCCAGUUCCUGUUUCUAUUUUAUUUUUGUCUAUAUAACCUGGAAAGGGGGGAGGGGCAGAAAUCCUUGAGAGAAAAAAUAGAUAAAACCACUACACUCUACUACAGUGAAUCCUACUACCUAUCUUCAAAACUACCUAUUAUCUAGCUCCUCCUACCCGUCUUCAACAUUAUACUGUAUUUUAUUAAUGGAAAAAAGAGGGAAGAUAAUAUUAAUGAUUUGCUUACAGGACCUGAAGCAUAGAGAAGAAGGCGUAAAAGAAAGCAAGGUCUUUCUAUUUCUGAUAUAGUAUUUCAAGCAGAGUAUUGCUUAGUAUAAUUUAAAGUUUUUUUAAAAAAUAAUAUAUUUAUUCCAAGGCUAAGUGAAAACAAUAUGCUGCAAUAUAAGCUUUCUUCUCAAUUCUUUGCUAGUCUGAAUUUAAUAAGGUAACACAUCGCAAUGAUUGUACAAAGUGGUUUCAUCUCUUCUGUUUGUAUUGCUCUUCAUGGCCUAUUAGGUGCUUCAUUUUAAUUGUUUAUACCUUUCAUUCUGCCUGAUGCAACUGAAAACAGCAACACUUGAGAAGAACUCAUGUGAGGGACAAGCAUCUGCUUUCAAGCCACUUUUCUUUCUUUGUCUUCUUGGAGAAAUAUUUUAGGAAUUAAACUCUGCUGACUUUCAUGCAAUUAACACAUCCUGUACAAUGAAACUGAGAUUUGGCUCUAUUAGUGGUCUGGGAACCCAUCUGUAAACACAUCAUGCCAUAUCCGAUGAAAUGAGCCAGGACAGCUCAUGCUAUCAUAAGUUUGUUAGUCUGUUUAAAGUGCCACAGGACUCUUUGUUGUUUGUACUUAAUAGGGUUUCUAAGCAUGAUGCAAUGUUAAAAACUGCAAUGUUAAAUAAAUUCCGCCUUGAAAAUUUGGCUACA